Somion occarium is the source of this 3768-nucleotide messenger RNA. NCBI's taxonomy places the organism in Eukaryota, Fungi, Basidiomycota, Agaricomycetes, Polyporales, Cerrenaceae. The record is from the annotation of a GenBank genome assembly.
GUCGCAGAUCGUGGCGGAAUGAGUUCCAUAAAAAGCGAUUUGAAAAGGCUCUCCGAAAUACUGAAGACAUGGCCUGAGCGGGUCCGUAAGAGAACCACUCGAGGUAUGAAUGAGCUGGUUGAAACGAGGUGAUCAAGCACAACAAAAUUCGAAGUGCGCUUUGCCCCGCAGGCAGACGUGGAGCGCCCGACUGCGCUACAAUAAUAGUACUUGCAGAAUCGGCUAGCGUUGCAAGUUCCUGAUUACCUCCAUACCCAUCCUUCCCCAUUUGCUUUGCUUGAGCCAUGUUCUCUGGUCAGCGGACUCGACAGACGUAUGACAUAGAUGGCGACGAAGUGCAUUACCCGACAAGGCCAGUCGACAAGGACAAGGCCGAAGCUGAACUGGUCGUGAAUAUCAAGAAAGCAACAAAUCCAGAGGAGACUGCACCUAAGCAGAAGCAUGUUCGGAAAUGUAUUGUCUAUACAUGGGAUUACCAUUCAUCAAUAUCGUUCUGGACUGGACUCCGAGUGCAACCUAUAUUGUCCGAUGAAGUACAGACAUUCAAAGCACUCAUUGUAGUUCACAAGGUGCUGCAGGAAGGCCAUCCGGUGACUAUCAAGGAGGCUCAUGGUCAGACGGGAUGGCUCGAGACUUGCGCUAGAGCCGUUUCUACUGAUAGUGCGCGAGGUUACGGUCCACUAAUCAGGACAUAUGUGCAAUUCAUCCUCGCAAAGCUUCGCUUCCAUCGGCUGAGGCCUGAGUUCAAUGGGUUGUUUGAGUAUGAGGAAUAUGUUACACUGAAAGGAAUUGAUGAUCCCAAUGAAGGCUAUGAGACCAUUUCGGAUCUCAUGGGCUUACAAGACCAGAUCGAUUCAUUCCAGAAGAUGAUUUUCGCCCAUUUCCGUCAUUCAGCAAACAAUGAAUGUCGGAUAUCUGCACUUGUCCCUUUGGUCAAGGAAAGCUGGGGAAUUUAUCGUUUCAUCACUAGCAUGCUUCGGGCCAUGCACAGAAGAACUGAUGACCACGAAGCUUUGGAACCACUUCGCCAACGGUUCAGCGCACAGCACUACGCGCUGCGAAAGUUCUACUACGAGUGCUCCAACCUGAAAUAUCUUACUAGUCUGAUCAAUGUGCCAAAGCUUGGCCAGGAUCCACCCAAUCUCCUCGAUAGUGGCUCUGCGCCUGAUCUUCCUGCUCGUCCAGCCACUGCUGCUGCCGCAAUUAAGACCCCACCACCUGUAGCACCAACGCCAGAUGCUGCCGCUAUCAGCGAACAAGCUCGCAUGUUGAAGGAAUACGAAGAUCAGCAAGCCGCUUUGCUGGCCGCUCGUCAAGCUGAAGAACAACGACUACACGAUCUCGCAGACCAGCAACGUCGCGAAUUUGAGCAGAGGCAGGCGGAGCAAGCUGAACGAGAACGCCAGGCCCAAGAACAACUAAUGCAACAACAACUAAUGCAAUAUAACAAUCAAGCUGCUCAGCAGAUGCAUGAACUUGAACGAGAGCUUCUGGCUAUGCGUGGUCAAUACGAGCGAGAUCAAAUGAUGCUAGAGCAAUAUGACAGGAGAGUCAAGGCGCUAGAAGGCGAACUCAGCACUGUGACUGCCAACGUCAAUGCACAGAUGAUGUCGAAGGACGACUUGAUUAAGCAGCUACAAGACCAGGUCACACUUUGGCGUAAUAAGUAUGAAGCCCUUGCCAAGCUUUACAGCCAGUUGCGGACAGAACAUCUCGACAUGCUCGCGAAGUUCAAGCAAAUGCAGUUAAAGGCGAACUCGGCUCAGGAGGCCAUUGAUCGCAUGGAACGAAUGGAGCGGGACUUGAAGGCGAAGAAUUUGGAGCUUGCAGAUAUGAUUCGUGAGCGCGAUCGAGCAAGAUUUGACCUCGACCGCCAGAAGGCUAGCCAGAAAGACGAGUUGGAUCGCAUCCGUCGAGAGCUUAACUUCGCUAACGAACGCGCAGAGGACGCUUCUCGCUCAAAGAGCUCAGAGGUGUCCAAUGUGCUCUCGAAGUAUAACAGGCAACUCUCCGAGUUGGAAGACUCCCUUCGAGCCAAGCAAAUUCAAAUUGACGAUCUUUUGGGCAAGUUGGACAAUGCUAGUCACGAGAUUGAACGUGUUCAGGACGAGAAGGAUCAAGAGAUUGCUAUCCUUCAGGAGGGAAUGGAUACGACCAUUCAGCAGCUGUCUGAUGCACAACAGACCCAAGGCAUUGCCGAGGAAGCCGUGAAUGCACAGAUCGACAACUUGAUUCUUGACAACAGGAAGAAACUUAAUGCUAUUAUCGACUCGAUCCUCCAGGCUUGUGUUCAGAAGGUCGACGAAUCGAUCUAUGAACUGGAGUCACCUGCGCAAGCCGGCAACCUCAAUUCCACUCCAGAAUAUACCUUAUCGAUGAUAGAGAAGGCGAUCAACAACGCUGUGGAGUUUGCUACAGUUUUCAACUUGUACUUGAGCGGUGACAUUGGUGGCGACCACGUCGACGUCAUCAAGGCCGCAAAUGAGCUGGCGCAGUCACUCUCCGAUGUCUUGAUCAAUACCAAAGGCAUCACUCGGCUUGUGAGUGACGAAGAAGCAGACAAGCUCGUCGCAGUUGCAAAGACCGCUGGAGACGUCGGUCUUCGAGUUUUCCUCAACCUGCAAUCUUACAAGCUUGAUCUAAUUCCGGAGACUAGUCAGAAGAAAGAGGUUGCCAUGCGUAACAACGUCGAAGUGCGCAACGCGCUGACCAAGUUGUCGGAGACCGUCGACAAACUCGUGCCGAAGGGUGGCAAGGCAGGCGCUUUGGCUAAGGCGAAUGGUGACAUUGGAGAUUUAGUCGAGCAAGAGAUGCUGGGUGCAGCGAAGGCGAUUGCAGCUGCGACCGAGCGUCUGCAGCAGCUCAUGUCUCGUCCCCGCGAUUCCUCACGAUACAGCGCUGUCGAUCUGCAAGUCCACGAUUCAAUCUUGGCGGCUGCACUCGCAAUCACGAGCGCUAUCGCUCGCCUUAUUCAGGCUGCUACCGAGUCCCAGCAAGAGAUUGUGGCUCAAGGGAAAGGUUCGAGCACGUCCCAGCAGUUCUACAAAAAGAACAACCGUUGGACAGAGGGUCUCAUUUCCGCUGCUCGCGCUGUUGCCUUUGCUACCAACCUGCUCAUCGAAUGCGCCGACGGAGUUUUGUCUGGUACACAUUCUUUGGAGCAGCUUAUUGUUGCAUCCAACGAGGUCGCGGCUGCGACUGCUCAGCUUGUUGCAGCUUCUCGUGUCAAGGCGAACUUGAUGUCGAAGACUCAAGAGCAUUUGGAGCUCGCUGCCAAGGCUGUCACCGAGGCCUGCAAAGCUUUAGUCAAGCAGGUGAAGGCGAUAUCUGCCAAGCAGUCUCAAGAGGAAGAAGUCGACUACAAGAGCAUGGCUACUAUGGAGUUCAAGAAGAGAGAGAUGGAACAGCAGGUCGAGAUCUUGAAGUUGGAGAAGGACUUGGGUGCUGCACGACAUCGUCUCGGAGCAAUGCGUCGUGCAGGUUACCACACCGACGAAACCGACUGAUUUUUCCGUCUUCUCUUUUCUUCUUCUUUCCCUUUACACUCAUACCCUCAGUCCCCUUCGGAGGGUAUACACGUUCUCUACUCGUCAAUUUCUACUCGUCGAAUGGGUCUAAUAGUCUACGGAUAUUUCAUAUAUAACCUUCCUUUUGCUUCUCAAUUCAGAUUGUUCAUUGAAUGGUGAUCAUAAAGUGCCAGGAAAGCCCAUUUAUACAGCAAGUCUGCCAAUAGUAAGUAUCUUGACGAUGUAAAACAAGAAGGAUAGG